This is a messenger RNA of Racocetra persica, 143 nucleotides long. NCBI's taxonomy places the organism in Eukaryota, Fungi, Glomeromycota, Glomeromycetes, Diversisporales, Gigasporaceae. The record is from the annotation of a GenBank genome assembly.
GGACCCUGAAUAUAUUGACGACACCGUCAACAAAUGAUGCUAAACUUCCACAUGAGGGUGCAUCAUUCUCAAUUGACAGCGACAGUAUGUUGACGAUUAAUGUUAAUUAUGACGGUACCGGACCCGAACUAUUCAUACAUUGA